Hemiscyllium ocellatum (epaulette shark) is the source of this 534-nucleotide messenger RNA. Its product is annotated as loricrin-like. The coding region runs from base 1 to 534 and encodes 177 amino acids. NCBI's taxonomy places the organism in Eukaryota, Metazoa, Chordata, Chondrichthyes, Orectolobiformes, Hemiscylliidae. The transcript has a single exon. The record is from RefSeq and is a predicted model, not a curated record.
AUGGGGGUGGAGAUCAACGUGGGGGCGGAGUUCGAUGUGGGGGCAGAGAUUAACGUGGGGACGAAGAUUAAGGUGGGGAUGGAGAUCAACGUGAGGACGGAGAUCGACGUGGGGGGCGGAGAUCGAUGUUGGAGUGGCGUAGUGUGCAGUGUGGUACUUGAGCAGGUGAGUGACGAUACUGGGGGUGGGAGUGGCUGCGGCGACGGCAGCUCCGGGGACGGAAGUGGCUGCGGUGAUGGCAGCUUCGGGGACGGAAGUGGCUGCGGUGAUGGCAGCUCCGGGGGCGGAAGUGGCUGUGGCGACGGCAGCUGCGGGGGCGGAAGUGGCGCACCGGGCAGAAAAAGCGCUAGUCCCAGUGGCAGUGGAUCCUGCGGUGGCCGCGUAUCUGUCGGCGAUGGUCUUCCUGGCGAUCGUGGAUGCGAUGGUGUUCCUGGCGACCACGGACGCUGCAUGGUCGGUAGUGGCUAUUGUCCGUGCGGCGGUGGGGGCGGAAGUGGAAAAGGGGCAACCUUGUUAAGGUAUAUAAAAUCAUGA